This is a messenger RNA of Thelazia callipaeda (thelaziosis nematode), 369 nucleotides long. NCBI's taxonomy places the organism in Eukaryota, Metazoa, Nematoda, Chromadorea, Rhabditida, Thelaziidae. The record is from the annotation of a GenBank genome assembly.
AUACCAAAUAUGAUCAUUUUGGCAAUAAUUUUGGUUGCAACAAUUGUAACAAACUGUGAAGGUAAUCCACUGAAUUAUGGAUGGAAUCCAGAACUUUAUAACCAACAUUCAAAUCAUGGAUAUAGUUAUGGAUCCUAUGGUUAUCAACCUGCAGGAUAUGGUCCAGCUCCUUACUCUUACUAUCAACCACAUCAGCAACACUUCACUCCAAGCUGGAGUGGAUUCAGAAACGGCUUUAGGAAUUUUAUUUAUCCUGUAUACAGCUACUUACCAAGUGUUGGUAAUUUAUUGAAAAGCGGUGCAUAUGGAGCUUUGAAAGGUGCAGGUGUUGGAGCAGCAAUCGGUGGUGUUGCUGGCUUGAUAGGAUAA